CUCCGCCGCGCCCCUCUGUCGUCAUUUCCUGUGGGUCUGCGGGCAAAGGGAGAAGAUGGCGGCGCUGGGGGAGCCUGUGCGGCUGGAGCGGGAUAUUUGUAGAGCAAUUGAAUUGUUGGAGAAACUGCAGAGGAGUGGAGAGGUGCCGCCGCAGAAACUUCAGGCUUUACAGAGAGUCCUUCAAAGUGAAUUCUGCAAUGCUGUAAGAGAGGUGUAUGAACAUGUCUAUGAGACUGUGGACAUCAGCAGCAGUCCUGAAGUGAGAGCUAAUGCGACUGCAAAGGCUACUGUCGCUGCAUUCGCUGCCAGCGAAGGACAUUCUCAUCCUCGUGUUGUCGAGCUACCAAAAACUGAAGAGGGCCUUGGAUUCAAUAUUAUGGGAGGCAAAGAACAAAACUCUCCAAUCUAUAUAUCUCGAAUAAUUCCGGGUGGAAUUGCUGACAGGCAUGGGGGCCUCAAGCGAGGAGAUCAACUCCUUUCUGUCAAUGGAGUGAGCGUUGAAGGGGAGCAUCACGAGAAGGCUGUGGAGCUGCUGAAGGCAGCUCAGGGGAAGGUGAAGCUCGUGGUGCGGUACACCCCCAAGGUCUUAGAAGAGAUGGAGUCCCGCUUUGAGAAGAUGAGAUCCGCCAGACGCAGGCAGCAGACCUAGUGCGCUUCAGGACCUCACACCCCCUUCUGCCUGUAGAUAGAGAAGUGUUCCCUGUGCCCCGCAGGUGGCCGCAACGCCAGUGAUUGUGAACAACAAACAGAAACUUCCCGUGAAAUCCCCCUUGCCAUUUUGUAAAUGCCUAUUUUAACAUCGUUUGUGGUUCCAGAGAUGCACACACUUUUUUCUGACACAAAAAAGUAAACGGCGAUGAGGGCAAUUCUGUCCCGCUGUUUUUACAGGCCUUUUUCAAAUGCAGAUUUUGUCAUAAAGUUGUUAUAGAUUUUUAAAAAUGCUUUUUUAAUAUUCAAAUGUACUUUUACAUUCUUAAUCUUUUUUUAGGGAAAAAAUGUUUUCUUCAUUUGGCUGCUUAUUUUAAAAUAACAGUUCUCCAAUUCUUUUUUUGCUUACUCUGUUUUUUUUAACCUGUAAAAUUCCUUUACGGUUUUCCAGGGAAUUGAACAUAACAGUCUCAGCUGUGGCAGCCCAUGCCACUGUCAGUGUUAACAUCACUGCUGCGUUUUGUCCUUUGAAGACACACACACAAUAUAUAGAAUCAAUGGUAAAUCAUAACUCAGCACAGUGGAACUUUUUUACAUUUAUUUAAACAUAAUAUGUAACGAAUAUUCAUUUAUACUGAUUUAUAAAAGUUUUUAAACACUGAAACAAUCAUUGCGAAAAUAUGUAUUCUUUCACAAUAUUUGAGCAGUGAGGCAAGAGGAUGUAAUUUGAUAGUUAGCAUUACUGAUUACAUCUUUAUUUGUAUUCAAUAAUAUAUCAAAUUACAAAUGCAAAAACAGGUUUAGGUUUCAUCUUUUGCGAAUUUUUUAAUGCUACUCAUUUUUAUUUAAAUAUAUUUCUUAUAUUUUGGUCCUUCCAUUCCUAGAGAUGAGCCAGUUAGUGUGUGAUGGGAAAUAGAAGCAAAGAAGAAAGAGUAAUACCUUUAACCUCACUAGCCUCCAGAGUUACGCACACUGACUAGCUCGAUUUAAAGAAUUGAUUUUAAAUAGGAAGAAGAUAGAAGGAUAUAUUAAGAUAGAAAUUAUGAAGCGAUGUAUUCAUAAGAAUCUGGCUGUUUGUCAAAAUGAGUAGAAACUCAUUCAUAUUAACAUGGUUGGAUCUAGAGAACCAGUGUUUAUGAUUCAUAUAUAAUGGUGGGGAUUCAGAGAGACUUUGAUUUGUCCACUGGAUGUCACUGUUUUCCUAAAAGGCAGCUAUUAGCGUAUGACUGGGACUGAGGUCUUUUUAAAGGCUGAAGUUAAAGAGUUGAGGUUCAUUUUCAGUCACAACUUACAGGAACAUUUGUAUGUUUUCUUAAAAAUGUAAGUGAUAGCUCCUAAAAGAAGAAAAUGGAUUGAAGUAUAUAAGGAAUCUAGCAUAAUUAUCGACCCUGUGUAAAAACUGGGCAUUUUGUAACAUUCCUUCAGGAAGAAUAGAAAUGUAUACCUUUUUCUGCAUGUUUGUGAGCACUGUGAGUCUUAAAAGAUUAUUCCAGUUUUCAGUGAUAUUCAGAAUAAAAGUCAAUCAGCAUUGUUAUUUAUCAUUUAGGUAUUGAACACUGGAUUGCAUGGUUGAAUGUGUCUUUAGUCACUACAAAAUGUGCUUGUAUUGAUAGGAUCAAGUUGUUAAAUUGUAUAUUUUCAGAAUUAAUUAAUGUUUUUAAAAUGUUGAGACCAAAGUAGUGUAGAAUUAUGGAUUUACUUUAAUUUAACUGUAAAGUUAUUAGAGGUAUUUGUUGUAGAGCUUUAUAUAUUGAAGGGGUAUUGGUGCAUAUGAAAACAGUGAUAUUAUUCUCAUGCUUGUAUUCUUGCAUUCCAGGGUGAGUAGACCCUGAAGAGAGCUUACUUCAGUACAGCUACAGCGGCAGCAGCUUUUAAGGGCGUGUCAACAUUUCAUUAUAAAUUAUAGCUUCCUGCUUUAGUAUCUCAGCUUUUCAGAACUUUCAGCCAAGUUAAAUCUUUUUUGGUGUUGAAACUUGGUUAGUCGAGUAAGCUUUUUUUUCCCUUCUACAGUAAUCCACAAUCUGUUCUUUAUGUGGGUUGGCACUUAUUUAUAAUUCUUAAAAUAAGAAUAGCUUAAAGGCGCCAAGUACAGUAGUUCUGCUUGCUACUGUGGAGCAUGCGUAGCAGGAGUUUGUUUUUGUUAAUGCAGUUUUCACAGCGUAUCCCGGAAUUUUAAAUCCUGACCAUAGAAAACUUCAGUCAUCAGUGGCAAAGAUGCACAGCAGUGAUCUGAUACAGUGAGGAAAUUAAGGGAAUUUUCAUCUUCUAAAUAAAUGUAUGAUCCUAGCAUGACUAGGCACAUAGUGAGUAUAUAAUAGGUUUUUGAUUUGUAAAUUACAACUUACCCUCUCUCCUCAAUUUCCAUUUGUUUUCUUGGCAUUUUGUAAUAUGUUGAUGGGGUGAUUCUCCUUAGCUGCAUGUUAGAUAGAACACACCCGCGGAGCUCUGAAAACUGUUGACACCUGAGUCCCAUCCCAUACCAACUAAAUCAGAAUCUCUGAGGCUGGGGCCAGAUGCUAAUGUUUUUGGAGCUUUCCAGGUGGUUCUAAAGGACACCUAGGGUCGAGAACCACUAGGUUCCUCUUUACAAAAUGCCCUACUGGACUCUGGACUCUGGAGUAUCAGAAUAAAAUAGUUCAAUUUACAGCUACUCUGAAGUAGCUGCAAAUAUAAUGAUGGGUUAUAUUUCUUGAUGGUUUCUUGUGGAACAAAAGGUACUUGGCAUUCCUUAUUGGGGAAGUGAUUACAGUCUCUUUUUUCUUUUUUAAUAAAAUCUGCUAGUAGUUUAAACUUUCAAUGUCUGUCCUCUUUCUGCCCCCUUUGCCUUUAAAACUACAAAAAUAGAUGUUUAUUAUUUGAGAAAGCAUGUUUGAAAAUUGCAGAUGAGAAAUAUUGUCAUCGAUAGUUGCGUGCCGUCCCAGUGUGGCCGCUUUACCCAUCAGAGCACUGCUAGACCUAGUGGCCAGUUCUUUGGGGUUUGCGAAUCCAGAUGUGUUUUAAACAGUCGUUGUCUUCCUCUUCUAAAGUUUUGAAGUUUUUUUGCUCAAGUACUUAAGUAGUUUGGCUCAAGUACAUUGUUUACAAUUUAAAUGGAUAUUAUAGCAUUUAAUAGAAGAAAUGGCUGUGGCUUAUCCGAAAAGAAUGUCAGCAUGACUUGGUCUAGACAAAAAAGAAUACAUGUUGUGAAUAUUUUAUAAUGUGGAAUGAUCAUUGAAAUGUCAAGGACUCUGGGAAUUGUAUUUCCUAAAUAAAUGUAUGUUUAUGAAUUUUCUAACUUA
Molecule: messenger RNA, 3926 nt
Organism: Equus caballus (horse)
Lineage: Eukaryota; Metazoa; Chordata; Mammalia; Perissodactyla; Equidae
Gene: LIN7C
Product: lin-7 homolog C, crumbs cell polarity complex component
Biological process (GO): maintenance of epithelial cell apical/basal polarity; protein localization to basolateral plasma membrane; neurotransmitter secretion
Cellular component (GO): synapse; basolateral plasma membrane; MPP7-DLG1-LIN7 complex
Molecular function (GO): L27 domain binding
Source: RefSeq, a predicted model, not a curated record